CUUUGGCACGGUUGACAUUACGUAAAAUUGCACAUGUUGUUUUGUUUUGGUUCUCCACAGCAUCACAGGGCUACGGUAGUUUAAACAGGAUUUGGUAAUUAGUAACAUGGUUUUUACCUCGAUCGUUAACUUGGUGCGUUCUCGAGGGCCGGAUGAGUUCUGGCGAAAGCGUAGAAUUUUCAAACUAGCCGCACACUUUAUUGGCCGUCGGCGUAACUGUUAUUCUAUCGCAAUUCGCAAUGUAAACAGAGCUUUAGCCUACGCCACUAAAGGUCGUGAGUUAAAAAAGCAAGACAUGCGAGAACUAUGGACACAGCGAGUUAAUGCCGGCUGCGAACAACAUGGUAUGCAAAUUGCGGAUUUUCAGUACGGCCUGUACCAAAAUGAUGUCUUGCUGAACCGAAAAGUAUUAGCAGAUUUAGCAAUUUGGGAGCCGAGAACGUUUGAAGCACUUGCUAAAAUCAGUCAGCAGCUUCCCAAGAAAGCUUAAAGUUCACAAGCAAUGCCCUCACAUAGAAGUCCUGCUAGCCUUUUUAUUUUAUUUCUAUUACUGAGAGCGGAGACAAAUAGAUUAUACGUUGAAUUCUAGCCCAUUUAAUAAAAUUGUUCAAAAUUACAAA
Messenger RNA from Anopheles funestus (African malaria mosquito), 620 nucleotides. RefSeq names its product 39S ribosomal protein L20, mitochondrial (gene mRpL20). Lineage: Eukaryota; Metazoa; Arthropoda; Insecta; Diptera; Culicidae. Gene Ontology annotation, cellular component: ribosome. Gene Ontology annotation, biological process: translation; ribosomal large subunit assembly. The record is from RefSeq and is a predicted model, not a curated record. Gene Ontology annotation, molecular function: rRNA binding; structural constituent of ribosome. The transcript is spliced from 2 exons. The coding region runs from base 107 to 490 and encodes 127 amino acids.